AAGGGGCGGGAUCCUGCCGCCGCGGCUGCCGCUGGAGCCGGUGUCCGGGCUGGUGAUGGGGUUAAUUCCCUUUCGUGAGACUCUUGUGUGCACCCACCCGGCCCCGCCGUCGCCCCGCCGCGCCGCGCUCCGACCGCCUCCUCCUGCUUCUCCUCAGUAACGCGGGCCACCAAAAGGAAUGAUAUAUUUGAUUCAAGACAGUCCAUUUCAGCCCAGGACUCUACAGUGGUGACAAGGACAUGGGACUCCUUCUGCCAGAUAACAGAUGGUUCAAUACAGUUGACAUCCUGGCUGACAACUGUGAAAAGAUACCUCGGAUUAUUUUAUUUUAUUUUUGUGGAACACCACAAUCCCAAAUCCAUACAACACAUCAGGCUUCAAGUUCCCUGUAGAAUUCUAAAAUAACCUUUGCUAAUGAGGAUGUCUGAUACUGUUAUUAUAAAAGAUGAAACUGAAACAAUGAAGAAUUUGGAGGCAGACAUGAAAGAUACAACCAGAGUUGAAAGUCUUAUCAAAUCAGAGAACUAUGGGAAGGUUUUGGCAGAGAAGAAUGAACAUUGUAUUGACAACAAUAUUGAUUUACAGCGGCCACUGCAGUCAUUUGGACAGACAGGAAAAAGGUCUAAGUCAAGCUCAAAGUUAAAGCUAGUUCGGAGCCUUGCGGUGUGUGAAGAAUCGCCACCACCCCCUGCAGCAGAGAGAUCACAGGAGAACCAGGAAAAAAUUCAGAUCCAGUUAACACAAUCAUUUGAAAAAGAGGAGAAGCCCUCAAAAGAUGAAGCAGAUAAAGAAAAAGCCAGUGAUAAAUUGCCCAGAAAAAUGUUAUCAAGAGAUUCCAGUCAAGAAUACACAGAUUCAACUGGCAUAGAUCUACAUGAAUUUUUAGUAAAUACAUUAAAAAACAAUCCCAGGGACAGAAUGAUGCUGCUGAAAUUAGAACAAGAAAUUUUAGAUUUCAUUGGUAAUAAUGAGUCUCCACGUAAAAAGUUUCCCCCAAUGACAUCCUACCAUAGGAUGCUGUUACACAGAGUAGCUGCUUACUUUGGAUUAGACCACAAUGUUGAUCAGAGUGGGAAAUCUGUCAUAGUUAACAAAACUGGCAAUACAAGAAUACCUGAUCAAAAGUUUAAUGAGCAUAUUAAGGAUGACAGAGGUGAUGACUUUCAGAAACGAUACAUCCUUAAAAGGGAUAACUCUAGCUUUGACAAAGAUGAUACCCAGAUGAGAAUACGUUUAAAAGAUGACAGAAGAAGCAAAUCUAUAGAAGAAAGAGAAGAAGAGUACCAGAGAGCUAGAGACCGAAUAUUUUCCCAAGAUUCCCUGUGUUCCCAAGAGAAUUAUAUUAUUGACAAAAGAAUCCAAGAUGAGGAUGCCAGUAGUACCCAGCAGAGGCGCCAGAUAUUUAGAGUUAAUAAAGAUGCUGCAGGGAGAUCUGCAAAUAGCCAUCAAAGCAGCACUGAGAAUGACAUGAAGUACUCAGAGCCACGGCCCUGGAGCAGCACAGAUUCAGACAGCUCCCUCCGAAACCUGAAGCCUGCUGUGACAAAAGCCAGUAGCUUUAGUGGAAUAUCAGUCCUGACAAGAGGGGACAGUUCUGGAAGCAGCAAAAGCAUAGGCAGGCUCUCAAAAACAGGUUCUGAGUCUUCUGGAAGUGUAGGGUCAUCCACAGGCUCGCUGUCUCACAACCAGCAGCCUCUUCCAGGUGCAGUUCUCAGUCAGGCUUCACAUGGCACACCUGUUGUCUAUCCGGCCGUCAGCACUCACAGCUCUCUCUCCUUUGAUGGCGGUCUUAAUGGACAGGUCGCAUCUUCCAGCACUAGCUUCCUUUUGCUUCCUUUGGAAGCUGCUGGCAUCCCACCUGGCAGUAUCCUCAUCAACCCACAGACAGGUCAGCCCUUCAUCAACCCAGAUGGGAGUCCAGUUGUGUAUAACCCUCCUAUGACGCAACAGCCAAUUAGAACCCAAGUGCCUGGACCUCCACAGCCACCUCUGCCACCUCCACCACCUCAGCAGCCAACAACCAAUCACAUCUUCUCACAGGAUAACCUUGGUUCUCAGUUCAGCCACAUGAGUCUUGCCCGCCAGCCAUCUGCUGAUGGUCCUGACCCUCAUGCCACUAUGUUCCAGUCCACUGUGGUUCUUCAGUCUCCACAGCAAUCUGGUUACAUCAUGACUGCAGCCCCACCACCACAUCCUGCUCCUCCUCCCCCUGCUCCUCCUCCUCCUCCUCCUCCCCCCCUCCCACCUGGACAGCCAGUUCCUACUGCCAGCUUCUCUGCCUCUGGGCAUCCUGUUAGCCAGCCUGUGCUCCAGCAGCAGAGCUAUCUUCAACAGCCCUCACCACAGAUGCCAGCAUGCUUCUGUGCCCCUAGCCACUAUCACUCCAACCCACCUCAGUACCGUCCAGUCCCUUCUGUCCAUUACAGUUCACAUCUGAACCAGCCACUGCCACAGCCUGCACAGCAGACGGGUUAUCAAGUUAUGCCCAACCAGCAGCAAAACUACCAAGGAAUAGUGGGAGUUCAGCCACCCCAGAGUCAAAGCCUCGUUGGAGGCCAACCCAGCAACAUGGGAAAUCACAUUCAAGGCGUGGUCAUCCCCUAUCCUUCAGUGCCAUCCUUUCAGGUUUCACUGCCUCAAGGUUCUCAAGGAAUUGCCCAUCAGACGUACCAACAGGCUGUUGUGUUCCCUAGUCAGUCUAGCCAAGGACCUCUAACCACAGCAGGAAUGCCAGUCUACUAUAGUGUCAUUACACCUGGCCAACAGAGUAAUCUAAGCUCUUCAGUUGGCUACUUACAACAUCCAGGGUCAGAACAAGUACAGUUUCCUCGAACUACGUCACCGUGCAGCUCUCAGCAGCUGCAGGGCCACCAAUGUACAGCUGUGCCUCAGCCACCACCUGGUGCAGGGAUGUUGAUGAUGCAGCUCAGUGUACCCAGCAAUCCACAGUCUCGUGCCCACUCUCCCCCACAGUGGAAACAAAACAAAUACUACUGUGACCACCAGAGAGGGCAGAAGUGUGUGGAAUUUAGCAACGUAGACAGUAUUGUCCAGCACAGCCCUCAACUUAGCAGUCCAAUCCUUUCACCAGCACAGUCUCCAGCACCGGCUCAGCUGUCCACCCUGAAAACCAUACGUCCCUCUGGACCCCCACUCUCCAUCAUGUCCCAGUUUUCUAGACCUUUUGUCCCUGGGCAGGGAGAUUCCAGGUACCCGCUACUUGGCCAGCCACUGCAGUACAACCCUCCUACUGUUCUGCAUGGACACAUUCCACACCAGCAGGGUCAGUCUGGCAGCAGGCAUGGAAACCGAGGAAGGAGACAAGCUAAAAAAGCUGCAUCCGCAGACCUUGGAGCAGGAGAAGCAGUUGUUGGCAAAGUCUUGGAAAUUACAGAGUUACCAGAUGGAAUAACUCGCAUGGAAGCUGAGAAGCUUUUUGGAGAACUCUUUAAAAUUGGCGCCAAGAUCCGGUGGCUCCGGGACCCCCAGUCCCAGCCACGUCGUCACCCUCUCUGCUGUGGCAGUGGGGAUGGCACUGUCAACCCUGACCGCUCUAAGCCCAGUGACUUGGCCUCCACGUACACCGUCCUAGCCACGUUCCCCUCCGCCUCAGCUGCACAGAGUGCGCUGAAGAAGCACAUGAGCGCCGUCAGCAAGUUCAAGCUGAGAGCCAGCAAGAAGCACUACGACACUCAUGUGUUGGAAAGGGCGAGUUCUCAGUGACAGAAUAGCCUUCAGACCCUCAUGUUUCCCUGCCCUCUCCCAUCUCAAUUGGCUUGGUGUUUGGAGCUUGUGUUAACAUUAUAGAGACUCCUAGAGUGUGUGGCCAUGGUGUUAUAGCUUUUGGAGAAAGGCCAGGGACCCAGCAGAGGAUUGGGGAAAGAUACCCAUUUACCCCACUGACUGUAGGAAUCCACACAGGAAUGAUACAGAGUUAGCAGCUUUUUCUAAGGAAAUGCUGUUCAGAUGCCUCCUAACUUUUAUAGUUAUUUUGUUUUAUAUUUCUGAAUUCUUGUAUCAGAUCCAAAGCUCUAUUGUACAGCAAAUUAUUCUUCAAAAUGAUUAAAACCAGUUACAACCUGUAUUUCUUUUUGCAGCCAGCACAGUUUGACCCACCUUAGACUUUGGGGGGGGGGAUGCAGGAGUAGAAUAACCAAGUCAAAACCAUAUCAAAACUAUCCUUUUGGGGGGCUGAGGGUGCUAAGGAUAACCCACAGAUAGAAAGCUUACUCCUCCCUGAAUCUCAAACACAGAAACAUUUUCCAGAAAAUACAGAACUCCCCCACAGGGUCCUUUCCUUCUUCAUUCAGGUAGUGUGACCGUUAAGUGUAAAGUAAAUUAUGUUCCUAAUGCCUCCUUACCAUACCACUUAGGGUCCAAGGGUAUAAGGGCCAUCCUAGUCAGGGCACACUUCCAAUAGUCAAGUGCUGCUCUUGUCUGCAGUCCCUCCUUUGAGGUUUUCUGUCACCUGAGAAGAUGCAUUUGAUGAGUCCUGGAAACUUCCUAAGUGGUUUAAACUUUGUUUUCAUUCUUUGCAGCAGAUUAUUGGACAUCAAAGAUUCAUUGCACUUAUGAACAAGGAACCUUGUUUUCAACUUCUGUGUAAUUUUGCAAGGCUGUACAAUGUGUGCUGAUGCAAACCUUUUUCAGUUCAUGAGAAUAAAUGUUUACAAAUGUA
Molecule: messenger RNA, 4678 nt
Organism: Jaculus jaculus (lesser Egyptian jerboa)
Lineage: Eukaryota; Metazoa; Chordata; Mammalia; Rodentia; Dipodidae
Gene: R3hdm1
Product: R3H domain containing 1
Exons: 26
Coding region: 415-3723 (1102 amino acids)
Molecular function (GO): nucleic acid binding
Source: RefSeq, a predicted model, not a curated record